UUUUGAAUAGAUGAAAAAAUCUCAUGCAUUAAGAGCAUAAGUUUUUAAAAAAUCUCAUGCAUUAAGAGCGUAAGAUUUUAUAACUCUCAAAUCAGUAAAUUAAUAAACUAGUAAUCAAACCUCAAAACACAAUUAUGUUGGCUGGCUUUAUGAGUAAAUUCCAAGCCCCUUUAAAUUGCUCAUGUUUCAUCGAAGCAUCCCCAUAGUGAAUGUGAAUUCUUUUUUCUUUUUUUCUUUUUUUUUUUCUCUCUAGUGGGAAGAGAGGAGUUCUUCAAUAGUUUUAGCCAUGGCAAAGAAACCAAGCAUGGGUCACCAAAAGAUCAAAAUUGCGAAAAUAGAGAUCAAAAAUCGCUUGCAAGUCACCUUCUCAAAACACCGAUCUGGGCUUUUCAAGAUGGCAAGCGAACUUUGCACGCUUUGCACCGUAGAGAUGGCUAUCAUAGUUUUCUCUCCGACUGGUAAAGUCUUUUCUUUUGGCCACCCUAACGUGGAUUCUAUCGUUGAUCAAUUCCUGACUCGAAACCCUCCACCUAACACCACCACACGCCGCCUUAUUGAGGCUCAUCGUAAUGCUAGCAUGCGCGAGCUCAACUUACAACUUACUCAAGUUCUCAAUGAAUUGGAAGUCAAGAAAAGACAUGGUGAAACCUUUGAUCACACGAGAAAAGCUAGUCAAAGACAAUAUUGGUGGGAAGCUCCAAUAGACAAGCUUGGCUUGCAUGAGCUUGAACAACUUAGGAAUUCAAUGAUUGAGCUCAAGAAGAACGUAACCAAUCAGGCAAACAAAAUUCAAGUCGAGGGCAACACAAAUCCUUUGCCAUUUUUCUUAGUAAAUGGCAGUGGAAUCGUUGAUCCCUUUGAGAGUAAAACAUCUCAUAUCAAUGCUUCUUCUUCAACCAGUCCUAAUGUCCAUAACUUUGGCUAUUAUGGUCAUGGAUUUUUUUAAGGUUUUCUUGUCCAUUUUCAUGUUGGUUCCAAGCUGGCUAGUACCUUACUAGCCUUAAAUGUCAAUACAUAAAUCUUUUUUCAGUUAUGUUUGUCCAUGGAUUGUGAUGAUAUCUUUUUUCAGUUACUAGCCUUAAAUGUUUUUCAUCUAA
Molecule: messenger RNA, 1097 nt
Organism: Camellia sinensis
Lineage: Eukaryota; Viridiplantae; Streptophyta; Magnoliopsida; Ericales; Theaceae
Source: RefSeq, a predicted model, not a curated record